AAUGUAUGUUUCUAACCAUGGUUUGUUUUCAGGCGAUUCCGACAUUCUCAAGAGCAUGCCGGGCGACCAGUAAUUUUGUUAAGAUCGUGCUUUCCGGUGAUUGCUGUUUUUCCCCUCUAAAAUGUGUCAUUUUAAUUUUAAUUGUGGUUUUUCAAUGCUAGUUGGUUGACAUGUACCAUCACACCAUCCAGAUUCUGGAAGUGUUUUGAUGUUUGGUUGAUGAAUUUUGCUUCUUGGAUGAAAUGAUGAACUGUGCCUUUCCUUUAAUUAUUUUUCUUUAUUUACAUAUGAGUUGCAUUAUGUGUCAUAAACAUAAAAUGGAAAUGUUUAAUAUGUUGAUGAUGUUUUCUCCAAAAUCAACCUCCCUAUUCAUCGCCAUUUCAAUAGUGGCGGUGUUGCAUCUACAAUCCGCCACCGCCAGCACCCCACCUUCUGAGAAGGUGGUACAUAUUUACGAUUGGAUCCAGACCAACAAUUCGGUCCAGCCUCCGAGCCCACUCAAGGUGCAUUGCCAUUCCAAGUCCCAGGAUGCGGGGACUUGGACGCUUGAGGAGAAGCAGGAGUUCGAGUUCCACAUCCAGGUCGGGACGACUCUAUUCUGGUGUGAUUUCUCUUGGGGCUUCAAGGCCAAAAGCUUCCCCGUUUACGAUGCCAAUCACGAUGACUUCCCAAACCAGACACACCACGGUUGGCUUGUCUCUGAAAGAGGGUUUUUCUUUUCCGCAGCCGACGACCCAGGGCCUGACGAAUUUAUGUUUGUCUAUAGUUGGGCUAAUGAUCGAUCUUUAAAGUUUUGAUGAAAAAUAUAUGCUCCAUAUUAUAUAGUGAUUGAAAUUCAAUCAUGCUACUACUCUCAUUUUGAAUGAAAUGUUAUAUUUUUAGAUAGUAGUUUGAGUUCGUCCACAAAUAAACUUUAUGUUCACUA
This is a messenger RNA of Cuscuta campestris, 925 nucleotides long. Lineage: Eukaryota; Viridiplantae; Streptophyta; Magnoliopsida; Solanales; Convolvulaceae. The record is from the annotation of a GenBank genome assembly.